CCGAUUGAAAAAUUUCAUGGAGUUGCGAAGCACGCAAGCGAAGCUUGCUGUGCUUCGGGUUUGCUUCUUAGCGUGAUAAUCCAAGCAAGCUCGCACGCUUCGCUAAAUAGAAAUAAUGUCGCAAGUCUAUGUUUCGCUUGCUACGCAAACUCAUUUCCCGAGAGGGUCAUAGGUUCGAAUCCUGUCACCUUGAUUUAAGAUAAUUAGAUUAGAAAAAAAGCACAUGAUACAAUGAAGAUUAAUCGACCAUUAUCACCUCAUCUUAGUAUAUACAAACCACAACUUACAUCUACUUUGUCUAUUUUUCAUAGAAUUUCUGGAGGAUUUUUAGCAGUCCUUUUCUUAUUUACUAUAUUGUUUUUAAAGGUAUGCGACCUUGGCUUAAGUUUUUAUCCAAUUUAUUGGUGUCUUUUUAACUAUUACAGCAUAUUUUGAUUGGUUUCUGUUUAGCUUGGCUAAUUUG
Messenger RNA from Closterium sp. NIES-67, 463 nucleotides. Lineage: Eukaryota; Viridiplantae; Streptophyta; Zygnematophyceae; Desmidiales; Closteriaceae. The record is from the annotation of a GenBank genome assembly.